Molecule: messenger RNA, 1335 nt
Organism: Dovyalis caffra
Lineage: Eukaryota; Viridiplantae; Streptophyta; Magnoliopsida; Malpighiales; Salicaceae
Source: the annotation of a GenBank genome assembly
AUGUGUGCGUUGCCUGAGAUUUACGUUGGUAUUGGUAUUAAUGGUUGUGGCAGUGUGAGAAUUGGUCUCAUAAGAUUGGUCCAGAGCUAUUAUGCAGUUUCCAGUUAUACACUGUGGUUGAAUUUGGAGCAUAGUGACAAAGAGAAAGGAAGUCUGCAUUGUCUUCAAUGGAAAUUUGCAUUGGAGAAGUUGGUUAUGGACAUGAGUAAAGACAAGCCUCAAGUUAGUGUUAUGGGUAAGGAAAAUUAUUCACAACCAAUCAGUGUUGCAGUCAGGAAUAAUGGUCACUCACGUAGUGAGAGUGAAGAUUCAGGGACUGACUCACGUUGCAGUCUAGAUGCAGGUAGGGCAACAUGCCGUGUGUGCCACUGUGCUGAAUCUGACAAAAGGGGAGAUGUUGCUUUGGGAUUUUUGGGCAUCGUUCCUCCAUUGCAAGAAGCUCGUAAAAGUAAUGGAGCAGUAAAACCUGAAAGCAAAGAAGUCCCCUUGGAUGCUGAAGCUGAUCAGUUCCAUAGCAAAAAUACUGGAAGAGAAUCAGGGUUGGUUGAGUUCAUUAGCCCUGAAGGGGAGGUUUUCAUUUGUAAUACAGAUACCGAUUUAGAACUGGGUUUAUGCCACCAGCAAGACUUGUUAAUUGAACUUGGCUGCUCUUGCAAAAAUGAUCUUGCCCUAGUACACUAUGCAUGUGCACUUAAGUGGUUUGUCAAUCAUGGAUCCACUGUCUGUGAAAUCUGUGGACAUGCUGCUAUAAACAUCAGGACUUCGGACUUAAAAAAGGUCAUGGAUGCUUUGAAGGAUUAUGAAGCAUUGAGGGAAAGGACUGCCACUGGAGAUCCUAAUCCUGCUCAGGUACAAACUAGUGCAGGUGUAGAUCCUGAUGCUGUUGCUGCUGUUAGAAGGCAACGGCUAAGUGAAAUUUCGUUGUGGUUUAGUCCACACAAUCAUAACAGCAAUAAUUAUAAUAAUAAUUCUGCUGCAGUUUCACAGGUUGUUUCUGAACAACCUUUGAAUACUGUCACAGAAGAUGUUGUCCCUGCUGAGAAUCUUGCAACUAAAUGGGCUGUGGAGGGUACAGGGAUUUUGCUUGCUACAGGGCUACUCACUGUUACUCUAGCAUGGCUUAUUGCUCCCCGUGUUGGAAAGAAAACUGCCAAAAGUGGUCUUCAUAUUCUCCUUGGAGGUAUUUGUGCUCUAACAGUCGUGGUCUUCUUUCGCUUUAUUGUGCUGACCAGAAUCAAAUAUGGACCUGCUCGCUACUGGGCUAUCUUAUUUGUCUUCUGGUUUCUGGUGUUUGGUAUAUGGGCGUCACGGACACAUGGUGCUCAUACCACAUAG